Mya arenaria is the source of this 2586-nucleotide messenger RNA. RefSeq lists its product as uncharacterized. Lineage: Eukaryota; Metazoa; Mollusca; Bivalvia; Myida; Myidae. The record is from RefSeq and is a predicted model, not a curated record. Bases 92 to 1858 code for a protein of 588 amino acids. The transcript is spliced from 10 exons.
CCGGGCAAUGUAUGCUAGUUUUUACCUGAGAUCGCGAUACCAGGUUUCCAUCUUCCUGAAUGAAGUUAUAAGUGAUAUGGAGUAACACAAAAUGUAUUCAUUGAAAUGUGUAAUUGUGACAAUUCUGUAUUUUUUUGGAGAGAUUUGCAAAGGUCAGAGAGUUUUUGUUUCACAAGAUGAUACUAGAUGGGACGAGUCUAGUUGCACCUUGGCAGUACCAAAGAUAACCUGCAAGGAUAAUAGCUCAUGCAUUGUUGAAAAUUAUUUGGAAUUUACUACAAACGAAGAAGAUCAAGACAAUGGUUUUUGGAUUGGAUAUGCACAAACAUGGAUUAGUUAUGCUUAUCUUGGAUGUGGCCACUUAAAUGCUGGAGCCGAAUAUUUUGUUUCAACUUUGGGAGAAUGCAGACGUACAACAGGAUGCAAAACAUUCGGUAUACACAAAUCAAUAGUGGGUUUGCGAUGUAAAUGCGCCAGUAAAAUCGACUCGUGGAUUCAAACAAGCGGAGAGAAAUGUAGAGAAGUUGAUCAAUAUCCGUGUGGAAACACAGCUGCCACCAUCUUUUCAUAUUACACUGUUGAAAAUGUUCCUCCUAGCGAACAUUCACAUAACAUUCACAACAACUGCCUACAGUUCUUUUAUAAGAAUAGACCUGGAAAUGAUUAUCAUUGGGAGUCAUGCACUUCAAACACCUUCCCAAAUCUAUUAUGCAGCAAUAAAUAUUUUUCAGAAUAUAACCCGAUGGCGGAACAACACUAUCAAAGUGAUGGAAUUUGGGCUCAGGCUGUUGAAAACUGCGUCUUUGGAGGAAAAUUCCCUGCAUCGAUACAAAGUAUUAAAAAUGGGAAUUUCACAGACCAGAACAGCCAGAACUACUGGACAGGAAUAAUUAAAACAGAAUCUAUUAUAUCUUUGAGCGAUGUCCUUGACAAUAGCACCAAUCCACCCUUGACGUAUGCAUAUGUGAAAAAGAUAAACCAGACUGCUUACGUCAAGUUUGCUUACAAAGGUGAAUCGAGAAAAAGCUUGUGCGAAGGAGUAUCGCAUCCUGAAGGAACAGCAGCGCCCUUAGAUAAAGACAAAGAAGGAGGAUCAACGGCAGGUCUUGCUGCUGGGUUGUCCGUAUCUCUUGUAUUGCUUAUAACUGUGACGGUCAUUGUGCUGGUGUUCUUGAAAAGAAGGGGACUUCUUACAAAGUGUUACACACGAAAGGGUGAAAAGGGCAACCGUAACGAAGACACAAGAACAGAAAUAUCAUUCGUGUCAACACCGAUAUUUGAAUCUACUACAAACACAACGAAUGACUUAACUGCCUCCAAUCAUUCUUAUUUUGUGCUUGAAAAAACGUUUAAUAGAGAAACCAAGGAGGAGACGGAACACUAUGCAGAGCCAGAUACGACUGAUGUUGUUGACCAUUAUGAAUUGACCGAAAUAUCACAGAAAGACACCACUAAUGAUGAUUACGACACAACCGACGGCAAAAAGGGCCCAGCCAAGUCUGGAUUGGCUAAGUCAAAUAACAAUUAUAACAAAGUCACGUUACAUCAAUCUAAUGAGUACGAUCAUAUUCAUCAAAAUGGAAGGCCGCCAAAGUCGGACAGACAAUCUGAAUAUGAAUACGAUGUAUCGAAUAACGUGAUCGACGGAAAACGCAAUGACAAUUUCGGAGAUGACGGUGAUACAUACAACCAUUUGAACAAACAUGAAUCGGAGAGCUCUGGCACCGAUAACGUUUAUGGAAAGUCAGCAACAGAUGGCGAUAGUGGAUAUGAUACUUCGAGUGCUCUAAAACCUCUUAGGAAUAAAGAUGCAAACGAUCAGCAAGCUGAUUAUGCUGUGAUAAAAAAGAAAUGGUAGGAUUAUGUGCCAGUUAAAAGCUAUUUAUGUACUUGACAUAAUCAGAUUCCACGAAAAAUGAAAGAAAUCGAAAUUGCACGCAGUGAUUGUCAACUUAACCAGGACACAUGUUUCCGACUAAUCCCAUUCGUGUAGGUUUGCCCCUUACUGUGUGUACAUAUACUAAUCAAAAUGGGCUCAUUAAUUAGUUAAGCAAAACAUGAAGAGACAGUCAAUUUGUAUCGCCCCAAUAACAGCUUCGGUCUUCAGUUUCAACUCUUCAAAGAAUUUCGUUUAUUACCACUUAGAUUUUGCGAGCGUUUUUUAAAGCUUCGAUUUAACUGUACGUCUGAAGUGAAACCAAUGAAACAUGUUCAUAUAAGGACCCCUUAUGUUAGAAUGAGUCCGUUUCUUUAAUUGUAGAUUCCGCGUUAUGCGUAACAGAGUACGAAAAAUCGCUGACGGCGUCAGUCGGUGUUUAUUUUAUGUUGAUUAACAUGCCGUAUAUGUUGCACUUUGAAUCAAAGUUCACAUGGUGAUUUUCGGUGGAGAGAAAUUCGCGAUCAUUUAAUGCUUUAGAAAAUGCACAUGCUAAGUUUAUUUGUAUAGAGUAUUAUAUCGCUUUAACAUAAUUAAUAUUAAUUCUUUACCAUUCUAUCCAAUUUUGCGUUUGUGUUUGUAUCACUUGUGUACGUUCAGUGUUGAAUUAGUUGUUUCUUAUAGCCAUAAACACUUCAGUUUUUAGCAAA